Molecule: messenger RNA, 312 nt
Organism: Puccinia triticina
Lineage: Eukaryota; Fungi; Basidiomycota; Pucciniomycetes; Pucciniales; Pucciniaceae
Exons: 1
Coding region: 1-312 (103 amino acids)
Source: RefSeq, a predicted model, not a curated record
AUGGAUACAGAAGAUUGGACUACACAGCAAACUGGUGACAUCAUAAAUACAGAAGAUUGGACUACACAGCAAACUGGUGACAUCAUGGAUACGGAAGAUUGGACUACACAGCAAACUGGUGACAUCAUGGAUACGGAAGAUUGGACUACACAGCAAACUGGUGACAUCAUGGAUACGGAAGAUUGGACUACACAGCAACCUGGUGACAUCAUGGAUACAGAAGUUUGGACUAAACAGCAGAUAUCAUUGUACUACAUACUAUCACAUGGCUACAAGGGUCAUUGUCAGGUUACCACCAAGAAGGAGGCUUAG